Molecule: messenger RNA, 3971 nt
Organism: Trichoplusia ni (cabbage looper)
Lineage: Eukaryota; Metazoa; Arthropoda; Insecta; Lepidoptera; Noctuidae
Product: thiamin pyrophosphokinase 1
Exons: 7
Coding region: 129-983 (284 amino acids)
Biological process (GO): thiamine metabolic process; thiamine diphosphate biosynthetic process
Molecular function (GO): thiamine diphosphokinase activity; ATP binding; thiamine binding
Source: RefSeq, a predicted model, not a curated record
UUCAAAUUCAAAAUUUUGAUUGAAGGUUAUGUUGAUAUGUAAUUGAUUGAAAGAUUAUAUUGGUAGGCAAACUACGUUCAAUAUAAAAAUUGAAGGACUGAAAAGACGUCUACAAAUCUAGUGCUACCAUGGCCACUAACGGAUCUGUUUCUUCAAAGAAUUUCUGUGAUGCUGGGCCAUCUUGUGCUGACAAUGUUUCUGAAUGGGAUAUCACAUGGAUAACUAAUAUGGAAAAACCUUUGAAACAAAUUAAAUAUGCUAUACUUAUUCUAAAUAGACCAAUUACACAAAAUCCACAAUUCAUGCGAAGACUAUGGAAUCAAGCCAGUAUUAGAAUCACAGUGGAUGGUGGUACAAACAGAUGGGACCAGUUUAUAAGCUCUCAGCCAGAAGCAUAUAAUAAAGGCCUAAAGCUUCCAGACCUAGUCACUGGUGAUUUUGACUCUAUCACUACAGAAAUAUGUGAUAAAUAUAAAAAGAAAGGAUGUAAGAUAGUACAUACUCUAGAUCAAGACCACACAGACUUCACAAAAGCACUAUUAGAAUUAAUUAUUCAUUGCAAUCAAAUUGGAGUGGAGAUAGAAAAUGUUGUUACAUUUGCACAAAAUUCAGGCCGUUUGGACCAGGUUUUGGGAAAUAUACAAACAUUAUUCCUAGCUAGAGAUAAAUUGUUGAUUGCACCAAAGAUUAAAAUUUACCUAAUAUCAGAUGACUCCAUUUCUUGGCUUUUGAGCCCUGGAGAACAUGUUAUACUUAUUUCUGAGGAAGUUAGAAAAAGUAAGAGGGUGUGGUGUUCCUUGGUGCCAAUAGGCGAGGCCUGCGAAAGAGUCACGUCAACUGGACUCAAAUGGAAUUUAGAUCAUCAAAGGUUGAAGUAUGGUGAUUUAGUGAGCACUUCGAACAGAUUCGAUGGCUCAGAUAAAGUAACAGUAAAUUGCAGUCACACUCUUCUCUGGUCUAUGAGGAUACCUAAUAUUAAGUAAUAUUAGUAGUAUUCAUUAAUGAUCUAUGAAAAUAAGUGCGGUGCUGCUAUUACAUACAUAGCUUUCAUACCUUCAUAUAUGUAUAAAUUUACAUAGUUUUUACUAUAUAAUACCCUCCUGAGCGAUUCGAUUACGGCUGCUCGACUGGACGGAGAGAAUCUAUCUCUAUAGGAUUUCUAUGCAACAGUGUCUGCUUAAUGCCAUAAUAUUAUUGCUCUUCAAGCACAAUAGCAUUUUACCGGACGACUGGAAACCAAUCGCCAGAGUCCAGCUUUUCGUGCUUUCCAAGACACAAAGAAAAUAUAUUCGACAAAAACUCAACCUAAAACAAUUAUGGCUCACCGUUCAGUGGUCUUCAAAUGGACGUCGUUCAUACAAAGCUUUUGUUUUUACACAAAUGCCUAAAAAAGGAGUGUUAUAUUUUGAACGUCCAUCUAUUUAUGUAUGUAAGUUUCUCUAUUCUAUCCUAAUUUAAAUGUCUUAGAUUGUUUUUUUUUUAUGUAGGGUAGUUGCAUUAUCAAUAUUUGAAUUAUCUGCUUGUUACUCUUUGUAAAAGAAGUGGGCUCGAAUUCGUGUUACCUUCGUGUCCCUGUUACCUGUUGUAAGGUCGACCAUUGUUUUGUUAUUUUAUUUUCGUCUCGUCCUAUUAACCUCCUGAUGUACUUAUGUAAACGGGAGAGGGGGAGGAAGGCAAAAGACAAUCUCUGACGUCAUGUGCGUUUUGUCAAAGUUCUCAAAGUUCCUCAACGGUUGGAUGCCUCAGACGGUGGCUGGCGCACGCGCACACAAUUUCAGAGAGAUAGUUGUUUUUUGUUGCGAUAUAGGUUAUGUUGUAACUUUAUUUUUCAACACAAAUUGUACAAAUUAACUAAAUCAUACUUUCAUAUAACUUUAUGUACAACAUAAUUAUGUGUUACGUACGUGUUGUAAAGUCCGUCACAAUCAUUGGACUUAACAAUGAACAAUGGUUUCAAAAUUAAAAAAGUUUAAUAUAAUACGUACUUAUUCAAAAAUGUUAUGAAAACUGUACUUCAAAUAAUGAACUUAUUACACAUACUUGUACUUACACUAUAAGUACUGUGCAAAACAUUUGUAUUUGGUUGUCAUAGCAACCAGUACGAUAUUGUUUAAGAGUCUUCCUUCUUACUAAAACAUAGAUAUUUAGGACAAAUUUUUGACAGGUGCUUAAGUAUCGUAGAAUAUGUAGGACAUUCCAAAUGUAGUUAGAUUUGUUGCAUGUCCUUUGUGACCAUUAGGUUAUAGGUAACUUAUCUAGAUGAUGAUGAUGAUUUUGUUCCUUAAAUGCAAGUUUGAUGAUGAACUUUGAUUUUACAAAUCACAUAAGGACUCACUUGAAAGAAUAACGUUCGAUUAGAAUGAAGGAAAAAUUAUGUAGGUACUUUUUUUUUUUGUAGAGGUAUCGUUUUUAACAAUUCAAAUGAUAAAAGUUACUUAUUGCAGAAAUUACAUUUUUUUUAAGGCAUGGUAUAAUACCAUUAAAAAAACUAUACUUAAGAUUUAGGGGUAUUUUUCGAUAUAAUAGGAAAAUAAUUUACAAAUGCAAAAUACUAUCGUUGUAGAAGGUAAUUUAAAUGAGUAGUUUUAUUAUAGAUAUAAGAAUUAUGUUUUGUUAUUAGUUCCAUUUACCAAGGCUUCAGUAAUAGUAAUUAAACAUCGCUUUUAUUGCAAAAACAUUAAUAGUACAUAUUUAAAUUCUAUUUUAACUCCUUGUUCUGUACUUGCCAUUUAGGCUAAGGUCCUUUAUACACUAGGCAACACACGUCUUCCAUACCUAAGUAUGACUUUAUUAUCGUACGGUACACAACGUACCCGGUGGUGGUAUUCACUUAGAGAUUUAAGACAAUGGUUAUCAUGAAUUGAAUUUGUUUGAAUGAUAUAUGACAAAAAAUAAUGAUGCGAUGUACUUUAUUUUAUAGCUGUAUAUGAGAAAUAUUAUAGUAGUUAAAGAAAUGGCCCUCUUUUGUUUUUUGCACAAUACAAUACUUUAUUAUUUUAGUUGCUAUGUAGACAAUUUCGAUGUUCCAUAUUUAUAUACCUACCUCACAACAUUUUUUAUUUGUGUUAUUUAUGUUUGUGUGUUUUAAAGUUUAAUACAUAUUUAGAGGGGUAAUUAGUUUUGUUUUAGUAAUAAUUACAUAAGUAGUGAAAGCAUGCCAAAUUAUGACAAAAAUGUGUCAUAUUUUUGUGAUAGUUCAGCUGUGUUAAGUACAACACUUAAAUAAGAUAUUGUUAUUGCUGUGUUAGUGUGUACGUUAUAACGUCCAGUCUCAAAACAUCUGUACUUAUUUAUCUUAAUAUUUAGCUGUAUUUGCGCUCAAUUGCCAAGUGAUACGUACUUGAUUGCUUCUACCCACGCAGGUACGUCACUAAGGCACUAAUCUGCGGUUUCUGAAAAGCUAUUUAAUUUGUUCUAUUGUCAAUUGUACUUUAAUAGGAAUAAGAUUUUUAUUGUUUGACCUUUUUCCCGUAGUGCUGUGAAAACUCUGAGUUAUAAGGGGUUGGUCCGAACUUAUCAAAAAGCGUAUUUAACACGCUUUUUGAAAAAAUCAAAACUCUCAAUUGUGCUGAAUCUCUUGUGUUGUAAGAAUAUCCUUACAUUAUUCUCAUCCUUACCAGCACGCCAGUAUUCAAGUAAUCAUCAUUUUUUUUAAUAAUCUGCGAUUCAGAGACCUGUAAAUAAUUAACGAUCUAUCUUGAGAGUCCCGAGAAUUGGAUUCUUUUGCGAUAAUCCAAAGAAACUAAACUCAGGCGGUUUGCACAGCCUACGAAACAUCUUAGUUUUGUAUUUCAUUACAAGCUUGUUGUAUGUUUUACUUUCAUUUGCUGUGGAAAUCUAAUUCCUUGCUGAGUCGCAAAUGAUAGUUUUUACAGCCAGAUCCAUAUUUUGUUUUGCAGAUCCCAAAUUAUAUCAUAAGUUGCAGUUGAUCCUAUGUUGUUUAGUUUAAGUGAAUAUAUUAUUUAUGUUGA